AAGAAAUUCGAGAUGAGUAUCUCAGGGUCUCCGGCGCCGACCGAAAGAGGUGUCGGCAAGAGGGGUUUUCAUCGACCGGCACGACUUGCAGAGUCCGUUUCACCCACUGCUCAAAGGUCUCCAUCGCCUGUGUUUCAUGCGAGCAUGUUCGUUGUAACGAAUGACGUUGAUGCAGCUGCACCAGCAACAAGCACGGAACGAAGGACCACUGGAGAGACCGUUCCAGGUCAACAACGGAUGAAUCAGGGAACAACCACGCAGAACAUGACGAGUCCAACGAACAGAAAGGGCCGGAUCGCUCGAGGACGAACAUCUCUCGCAGCUGGUGCAAAUAUGACUAGUACAGGAGGCCUCGUCAAUGCGAAUGGCAGUGCCGCAAAGACCGUCUCUGCCACGUGUGGCGCAUCGCCAUCCGGACUGAUGCUGUCGGUUACGUCCACAGCAGCACUUGGCUUCAACGAAACACGGGCCUCCACUCAGAGAGUGUCGCAAGAGCAAGCGGGACAACUGCAUAGCGAGCGUAGUCCCAGUCCACUGCUUGCACGAGGUUCCGACGUCAAGAGAAGAUCCAACGUGAAAGCAGGGAAUCAACAAGCGAUCAAUCAAGGCGAAGUCGUGCGGCGCAGUCGUUCUUCCUUCAGUUUGGAGCAAAUGCCAAAGCAGUACGAGCUUGCUUCUUCGGAUAAUGCUCCGGUCGUGGUGACAGCAAGCAAUGCUGGCGCAUCGAUUUCUGGUGCUGCCAUAGUGACAAAACGGGCUUUCCUGAGUGUCUCGGGGGACAGCGUACUAGCGCAGGCUCGACCAUCUGCCGGAAGCGCGGCUUCGCCUGUCAAUUAUGUGAGUUCAUCGUCGUUAAAACAAGGUGGACAACUCCUAGUGAGUAGUAGUAAACAAGAAGACGAGGACUUUGAGCUUGCUGGUGUGAACACAUGGUCGUCGGAUAUGAGGCAAGGACAAGGCAGUAUCAACAUCGAGAACUGCCGCAAGAACGGUUCGCCAGCAGCUGCAGGACAAGAAGAUGUUGAGGACAAGAACUGCUUUGAAGAUGCGGAUGCCAUGACUAGUACGUCAAAUGACGGCACUGGCAGCAAAUACACCACAGCACGUACUAACACGAGUAGUUCAUUCAAACCGUUUCAUCUUGGCCCUAACGGUGUAUCAACGUCACCGAAUAAAGUGCUUCCAGCUCCUGCAGACCUCCAGCGUAAAAAGGGGCGUCUGUUGAAAGGAGCAGCGUCACAACAUGUGGUGCUACUGCAGUCUGACCUCGUUGCGGGCCAGGACGACUCAGCUUCUGUGCAGGACGUCGCCGCCACCGAAGAAGCGUUUGGCACCCCUGCUGUACUGCUAAGUCCUCUCAAAGGUGCUGCUGCGAGCACUGCUACAACCAGAGGAACACUUCUUAGCAAGGGUACCAGUAACGCAAACAAGAACUCUAUCAUGGGACAAUUGGGAACUUCUGUAGCCGCGUCCUCGUUGGAAGAAGUGGCAGUGGGUACGAGGACUACGUCCUCCGUGGCCUUUUCGAGAAGAGAACAGCAACAUGUAAUUCAUCCCGUUGGUAAGCCAAAUCCUUCGGCGGCAGGUGUCCGACUCUCUCAAUCAGGCGUCGUCAUGGGUAAGAAUCGACAGCCGAAUCGCACGCGGAACUCAUGGACAAUCAAAAACGAGGAAGCGCAGCAACUCCUUGCCAGCGUUCUGAAGUAG
This is a messenger RNA of Amoebophrya sp. A25, 1707 nucleotides long. NCBI's taxonomy places the organism in Eukaryota, Dinophyceae, Syndiniales, Amoebophryaceae. The record is from the annotation of a GenBank genome assembly.